Paramecium tetraurelia is the source of this 1071-nucleotide messenger RNA. RefSeq lists its product as uncharacterized. Lineage: Eukaryota; Ciliophora; Oligohymenophorea; Peniculida; Parameciidae. The record is from RefSeq and is a predicted model, not a curated record. The transcript has a single exon.
AUGGCGAAGAAAAUGAUGAGCCAGCCUGGUUUGGUGGAAGAAUUUAUCAAAAUAGUUGAUAGUUUUGGAGGAGAAGAUUGUAGGAAUUGGGCACAUGUGGCUCGAAUUCUCUUUAAUGCUUGCUAAUUUCAAGUGAAGUCUCCUCAAAAACUUAAACGGAUUUAUGAGUCUUUUAAAGUUCCUAAAUAAGAAUUGUCCAAUUUUUAAUUUUCAAAAUUAUUGGAAAUAGACAUCAAAUGCAGAGGGAAUCAUAUCACAGCAACCAAAGAUUUUUUUAAUUAAACUGGUGUCAGAAUGUCUUAAUGUAGAUUUAAAGAGCAUGCAGUUUUGGGCAUAAGAAACACUUUGAAGGUUUUAGUCAAGAUAUUAGGAACUAAGAAGAAAUCCCUUUAAUCAGUCUUAAGCAGGUUUUCAUAUACUUCAAUUCAAAUAAUGUUUAGAGCUGCUGAUUGUAAGGAUAAGGAUGUGUUAAUCUAAGAAAUACAACAAUAUGCCAAACUCUUUGAAUAGGCCUACCUGAUUUACGCUGAGAAUCAUUUUAAGAGUCAAUCAGAUUUAUUCGAACUAUUGAAACCAUUGAUGAACAGACAGUAAUUCCGAAGAGGAUUAUUUUAUCUAUUCUUUAUCGAUGAAUUGAAGUCGAUCUCUUUAAAAUAGAUCUAAGAUGAUAACGAUUUGAAAAAUCAUCCAUUGUUGCAGAAGACAAUUGAGUUAAAUAAGAAAUUACCAUUUUAUCAGAAAGUUGUUAAUUUAUGUGAUCGAGAAGAGAAGUACAAUAUGUAUUGUACUUACAAUAACAAUGAUGAUCAAUUCUUUAAGAUGUACAUGAAUGAGAAUCAAUUGAAGAAGAGACAGGCUCUUUAGAUAAGGAAACAGAAUGAGAAUCUAAAAACGGUGAGAGGCAAGAUCCAUUAGCCAGGAGAUUAAUUAUUUCGAGGGUGGAAGACAGUUGUAUUUUAGCCAGAUGAGGAUGUAAUGACAGUUGAUAAGGAAGCUCAAUUGAAGCGGGAAUUGAAGAGGAAAAGAAUGCAGGAAUUGUAUGAGGUAGCUUUUGGAGAAGAUAAUAAUUGA